UUUAAAUACGCCAACGCGUCAGUCAGUAUACACAUAUACACGUUCAGGAUUAAGGAAGUGCUUUAAAAUGUGCAUUUAUACACCGGACUGUUGCGCCAUCUUCUAUCCGAUAUGGUGCAUAUGUUUUGGAGCCGUAGGAAUGUUGUUAGGAAUAUUAAUGGCGACUUCGCAUAGUCCCCAUAGCGAUGUGGUGUCAUUUGCCUUUAGCAUCGGAUUUGCUGUACUCGUCAUUGCACUAACCUACGUCAUUGCUGGGAUACUCAUGAUGCUUGGCGAUAGACUGAACAAUAAAUCACUGUUUAAAACCGGCAUAAUCUUAAGCUACAUUUAUCCAAUCAUGUUUGCAUUAGCCUUAUACCCAAUCAUUGUCCACCUUGUCGCCAUGGUAUAUCUGCACAGCUUUAAAAAGAAUCGCUGGGGAUAGCUUGGAACUACAUCAUAUCCCAAAUGAUAUUUAGAAUGAUAUUGUAACCACGAAUGAUAUUCACCUU
Molecule: messenger RNA, 491 nt
Organism: Drosophila melanogaster (fruit fly)
Lineage: Eukaryota; Metazoa; Arthropoda; Insecta; Diptera; Drosophilidae
Exons: 3
Coding region: 68-424 (118 amino acids)
Source: RefSeq, marked reviewed